AUGACUGGCGUCAUCGCCCUUCCCCCGCGGUGGCCUUAUCGACGAUCUUCCCUGGCAAAGGCCUGGGCUUCAUCAGCAUGUUUCCCAUCCCGCGAUGAUCUGCGGAACCGUGAGGGGAACCAGGCUAAUCGUUGCGCAGCACUCGGUGCCUCUCUACACAACGUCCUGACGCGCGUCAAGUCUCACCCUCAGACAUACCCUGAGAUCGACCUCGCUUACUCUUCAACGGACCCUCUACGGAACCCUGUCAUCUUAAAGUUGUCUGCCAACGGCUUGCGACUCCGGUUUGACGGACCCGACCAAAGACUACGCUUGGUCGAAGUGCUGGACUUUACUCGGGUGGGCUUGGUCUACAAGAAUCAGGAUGUGUUGAAGGGUGGGAAGGCAACCGAACAGCUCGCGUCCCCACACGGCCCCAGCUUCCGGCAUGUCUACAACCGUCUGUUCGGCCCCUCGUACCCCGGCGAAUAUGUUCCGCCAACAGACCAGUCGCCCUAUGGCACAUAUGUGCUAUCAUAUCCAGGUGUCGCAUUCUCAUUCCCUCUUCAACACUCGGCAUGGUCCGACUCGUGCGACUUUGUAGCGCUGCUUUCGUCCUCCGCUGCACUGCCAGCAACAUCUAUGGCCAUUUUCCAAGGAUCCUCAUGGCCUGAGGCUCGCGCAAAGCUGUUCACUCAGCAGCCCCAGUACCCACGCUCUUCAGCCGUAGUUGGCAAGACGCGCGAGGCGUUUGCCGACGAAGUGGAGGAGUUUCACAUCUUUGGGGCGGGGAGAAUAGAAGUAGAGCGACGAAAUAACCCCCCAGCGCAGAUCAUUCUUGGGGAGACGACCACUCAGGAUCUGAUUGCCGAGUUCGGUCCUCCGGAUGCUAUCUAUCGUAAACAUGAUCGGCGGAUAUCCAUUCACCGUGCAACAGGCAGCGGUGGCACCGGGGACCCCCUGCACCUGAGUCCGUCGCCUGGCAGAGGGAUGGAGAUCCCCGAUACCGACCACUCCUCUAAUAAUAGCGUGACGGAUGACUCCGACGAAGAAAUAUCUCCAAACAGCGUCAGUGAUCCAACCUCUCUACCGUCAGAAUGCUUCUUCAACUACUUCCACCAUGGAUUCGAUGCAUUCAUCUCCUAUCCAACGACUCCAGGGCCGGCGUUUCCUGCCUCGGGGCUCCCAGAGCCAUCUCCUCAGCUUUCAUCAUCACAGCUGACCGUAACGAAGAUCAUCCUACAUGGGAACGUACCGGGGUCGUACCCGUUCAACCGUCAUCGUCGCAGCCGAUGGACGAUUCACCUUGACCACUCCGGCGACGGCCUGACUUCCGAGGCGUCAUACGAUGAGAUCUCCGAGCGACUGCGCGAUGCCUGGAAAGAAUCGCAAGCCAGUCUUAACGAGCAGCGAGCCAUGCAACGACCGAUGGUCCUAAAUCGCGGCUGGGGCGACAGCCCGGAGAGCAGCGUUGAAUUCCUUGGUGGCUGGGAAGAGACCACAGCCCGAGGACCGCGGAACGGACUAGAUGGUCACGAUGGUGGACUGGGCAAUACGGAGCUUUUUGGAUUCCCGGGUCUUCUAUUUGAAGUACUGAAGAACGGCGCUGUGAGCUGCUUGACAGUUUAUUAA
Penicillium canariense is the source of this 1611-nucleotide messenger RNA. Its product is annotated as UPF0183 domain protein. Gene Ontology annotation, biological process: Golgi to plasma membrane protein transport. NCBI's taxonomy places the organism in Eukaryota, Fungi, Ascomycota, Eurotiomycetes, Eurotiales, Aspergillaceae. Bases 1 to 1611 code for a protein of 536 amino acids. The record is from RefSeq and is a predicted model, not a curated record. Gene Ontology annotation, cellular component: trans-Golgi network. The transcript has 2 exons.